Molecule: messenger RNA, 1416 nt
Organism: Menidia menidia (Atlantic silverside)
Lineage: Eukaryota; Metazoa; Chordata; Actinopteri; Atheriniformes; Atherinopsidae
Source: the annotation of a GenBank genome assembly
GACCAGCAGCAGGCCGGCACGGGCCCAGAGCCCUCCCAGCAACGGCAGGAGAGCGCCGCCCCCAGAGUGCGAUCCAGAGGGGGCUCGGGGGCCGGGGGAGGGAACGGCGGCUGCGGGGGCAACGGCAGCGGCCCCGAGCAGAACGGUCAGCCCCCCGCCCCGCGCCCGCCGCUCGUGGUGGACGCCGAGGAGGACGAGGACGAGGAGCUGACCCUGAAAUACGGCGCCAAGCACGUCAUCAUGCUCUUCGUUCCCGUGACGCUCUGCAUGGUGGUCGUCGUGGCAACCAUAAAGUCGGUCAGCUUCUACACCAAGAACGACGGCCAGAGACUGAUCUACACACCGUUCCCAGAAGACACAGACACGGUAGCACAGAGAGCAGUCAACUCCAUCCUGAACGCCACCAUCAUGAUCACCGUGAUCAUCGUCAUGACUCUGGUGCUGGUGCUGUUGUACAAGUAUCGCUGCUACAAGGUGAUCCAAGGCUGGCUCUUCCUCUCCUCCCUCCUCUUGCUCUUCUUCUUCUCCUACAUCUACCUCAAAGAGGUUUUCAAGACCUACAACGUGGCCAUGGAUUACUUCACCCUGGCGAUAAUCAUUUGGAAUUUCGGGGUGGUGGGAAUGAUGUGCAUUCACUGGAAGGGACCUCUGCGGCUCCAGCAGGCCUACCUCAUCAUGAUCAGCGCCCUGAUGGCGCUGGUCUUCAUCAAGUACCUGCCAGAGUGGACCGCCUGGCUCAUAUUAGCCGUCAUAUCUGUUUACGAUCUGCUGGCGGUGCUCUGUCCCAAAGGGCCCCUGAGGAUCCUCGUUGAGACGGCCCAGGAGAGAAAUGAACCCAUUUUCCCGGCUCUCAUCUACUCCUCUACCAUGGUGUGGCUUGUCAACAUGGCAGACACCGAACGGCCAAAGAGGAACUCCGCAGAGGCGGAUUUGCCUCAACCAGAGGCUCAAGAAGCAGCGGCGGCGGUGGCGUCCCCGGCGCCCUCGAGCCUGUCCCAGGACGACGGGGGCUUCACCUCGUCCUGGGUCAGCCAGCAGCAGCACCAGCUGGGGCCCCUGCAGACCACAGAGGACACCAGGCGGGAGAUCCAGCAGAUGCCCACCACCCGCCCCCCCGUGGAAGACGACGACGACGAGGAACGGGGCGUGAAGCUGGGGCUGGGAGACUUCAUCUUCUACAGCAUGCUGGUGGGGAAGGCCUCGGCCGCGGCCAGCGGCGACUGGAACACCACACUGGCCUGCUUCGUGGCCAUCCUCAUUGGCCUGUGUCUGACCCUGCUCCUCCUCGCCAUCUUCAAGAAGGCGCUGCCCGCGCUGCCCAUCUCCAUUUUUUUCGGCCUGGUCUUCUACUUCGCCACCGACAACCUGGUGCGGCCCUUCAUGGACAAGCUGGCACUGCACCAGUUCUACAUUUAG